This is a messenger RNA of Phascolarctos cinereus (koala), 942 nucleotides long. Its product is annotated as olfactory receptor 1G1-like. Gene Ontology annotation, biological process: G protein-coupled receptor signaling pathway. Lineage: Eukaryota; Metazoa; Chordata; Mammalia; Diprotodontia; Phascolarctidae. The record is from RefSeq and is a predicted model, not a curated record. Gene Ontology annotation, cellular component: membrane. Gene Ontology annotation, molecular function: olfactory receptor activity; G protein-coupled receptor activity.
AUGCAAAAGGGAAAUACAAGUGGCAUCUCUGAAUUCCUCCUCCUGGGACUCUCUGAGCAGCCAGAUCAUCAGCUGAUUCUCUUUGGCCUAUUCCUGGCCAUGUACCUAGUCACCACACUGGGGAACCUGCUCAUCAUUCUGGCUAUUGCCUCUAACUCCCACCUUCACACCCCAAUGUAUUUCUUCCUGGCCAACCUCUCCUUCAUUGAUACCUGUUUUACUUCUACCACAGUCCCGAAGAUGCUGAUGAAUAUCUGGGCCCAGCAUCAGACCAUCUCCUAUGCUGGGUGCCUCACUCAGAUGUAUUUCUUCAUGACCUUUGCUCUUCUGGUUGACUUUCUCCUUGCUGCCAUGGCUUAUGACCGCUAUGUGGCCAUUUGCCUCCCUCUCCACUACACCACAGUCAUGAGCCCUGCACGCUGUGUUCUGCUGGUGACUAUAUUCUGGCUCUGCUCCCACCUCAUUGCCCUCUCCCUCACUCUCCUCAUGGCUCAGUUCUCCUUUUGUGGAUCCCAUGUGAUCCCCCACUUCUUCUGUGACCUCCUACCCCUUCUCAAGCUCUCCUGUUCAGACACUAGCAUCUCUCAGGUGGUGAUGUUCAUUGAUGCCAGCUUGGCUGGUUUCAUCCCAUUCACUUGCAUUUUGUUCUCCUAUAUCCACAUUAUCUCCAUGAUCUUCAGGGUCCCUUCUGCUGAUGGGAAGCACAAAGUCUUCUCCACCUGUGGCUCCCAUCUCUCAGUGGUCAUUCUCUUCUAUGGAACUCUCAUUCUGGUGUAUUUACAGCCUUCAUCUUCCUACUUGGCAGACACAGGAAUCAUCAUAUCAGUGAUGCACACAGUGGUGACCCCAAUGCUGAACCCCUUCAUCUACAGCCUGAGGAAUAAGGACAUAAAAAGAGCCCAAAGGAAGCUGCUCAGCAAGGGAAUAGUUCCCUCUUGGUGA